GUUCAGUAUCGUUACAUUUUCUCGAAGAGUGGUUUUACCGCAAUUCGCCGGCGGAGACGUAGUGUAUAGGAUUGUGUUUCGUUUCUAAUUCUAAUUAAUAACACAACGUCAUUUUUUUCGUACCGGUCGUUUUUUAUUUGACAAGAAUGUCUUCUAAACCUGCGUUUAAAGUGGCUGAUUUGUCAUUGGCGGAAUGGGGGCGGAAAGAAAUCACUUUGGCCGAAAAUGAAAUGCCAGGACUAAUGGCUAUCAGGAAGAAAUAUGGCCCUGAAAAAAUUUUAAAAGGUUCACGAAUUGCCGGCUGUCUUCACAUGACAGUGCAGACCGCGGUUCUCAUCGAAACUCUCGUUGAACUUGGCGCCGAGGUGCAAUGGUCGUCGUGCAACAUAUUCAGCACCCAAGAUCACGCGGCUGCCGCUAUCGCAAAAACAGGGGUCCCUGUGUACGCGUGGAAGGGUGAAACCGACGAGGAAUACCUAUGGUGCAUAGAGCAAACCCUUGUCUUCAAGGACGGUCAACCGUUGAAUUUGAUCCUCGACGAUGGCGGUGACCUGACCAAUUUAGUUCACACCAAAUUCCCGCAGUACUUGAAGGACUGUCGAGGAAUUUCUGAAGAGACCACCACAGGGGUACACAAUCUGUACCGUAUGUUGAAAGAAGGCACGCUAAAAGUCCCAGCGAUAAACGUAAACGACUCGGUAACAAAGAGUAAGUUUGACAAUUUGUACGGAUGCAGGGAGUCGUUGAUCGACGGCAUUAAGCGUGCAACAGAUAUCAUGAUCGCUGGAAAGGUCUGCGUGGUAGCUGGAUACGGAGAUGUUGGGAAGGGUUGUGCUCAAAGCCUCCGAGCACUCGGUGGACGCGUCAUCAUCACGGAAGUUGAUCCAAUUAACGCGUUACAAGCAGCCAUGGAAGGAUACGAGGUGACAACAAUGGAAGAAGCGUCAACUAAAGGACAGAUAUAUGUUACCACCACAGGCUGCAAAAACAUCAUAAUGGGCCAACACUUUGUGAACAUGCCAGAGGAUGCUAUCGUUUGUAAUAUCGGUCACUUUGACUGCGAGAUAGAUGUUAUGUGGCUGGAGAAAAACAAGGUCGAGAAAGUGAACAUCAAGCCACAAGUAGAUAGAUACACAUUGAAAAAUGGAAGACACGUCAUUCUCCUCGCAGAGGGCCGUUUAGUUAAUCUUGGAUGCGCGACUGGACACUCCAGUUUCGUAAUGAGCAACUCGUUCACAAAUCAAGUUUUAGCACAAAUAGAACUGUGGACAAAGUCGGAAUCUUAUCCGGUCGGUGUUUACAUGCUGCCAAAGAAAUUGGACGAAGAGGUUGCAGCAUUGCAUUUGAAUCAUCUUGGCGUGAAAUUAACAAAAUUAACAGACGAUCAAAGCAAAUAUCUUGGCGUACCUGUAGAAGGACCUUACAAGCCGGAACAUUACCGAUAUUAAUCACUGAAAAUCCGAUGGCUUAAAUGUACUUCCACCUAUGUUAUGUAAUGGACAGAAUUAAAAUGUGGCAACGAUAGUGUUUUAUUUCA
This is a messenger RNA of Osmia bicornis bicornis, 1537 nucleotides long. RefSeq names its product adenosylhomocysteinase (gene Ahcy). Gene Ontology annotation, biological process: L-methionine cycle. Gene Ontology annotation, cellular component: cytosol. The transcript has 6 exons. The record is from RefSeq and is a predicted model, not a curated record. NCBI's taxonomy places the organism in Eukaryota, Metazoa, Arthropoda, Insecta, Hymenoptera, Megachilidae. Gene Ontology annotation, molecular function: adenosylhomocysteinase activity. Bases 147 to 1448 code for a protein of 433 amino acids.